Brugia pahangi is the source of this 435-nucleotide messenger RNA. The record is from the annotation of a GenBank genome assembly. NCBI's taxonomy places the organism in Eukaryota, Metazoa, Nematoda, Chromadorea, Rhabditida, Onchocercidae.
AUGGUGGUGGGAUUUUUUGAAUCAUUACCAUCUUUCGUUAAGACGUUGCCAGAAACGAAACAGUUGGAUUACGUUUUGAAUCAGUUGAAAUGGAUGGAAACAAAUUUCGAAGACAAAGAAAGUCAUCAUCGUCUACGAAAAGCUGCCAUGGAGACCGUAUUGCGGUAUUCUGUGGAAAGUAGUCCGUUUUAUAACGAUGAACGAUUGUUACACGUUUUCUGUAUUGUUGGAAAAUUAAGUCGUACAAUGGGGAUGAAGUUAGUGAUGGAAGAGUUACACAAUCGAAAACAGUUUCAUGAACUGGCAGAGUUUUACGUCAAAUGGGGCGAGAUUUUUGCAGAAGAAAAGAACAGGGAACGUUUUAACGAAGUAUGGAAUGAAGCCAUAAAAGCAAAUGCUAAACCUAUUUCAAGAGUUGAUGAAGCUUUUAGGUAA